CACUUGAUUUUUUUUUUCAAAAACAUUUUUUAAGUUAAAAAUACUUUUUAAAAUUACUGUAAAAUGGACUCUUAUUGUGAGAAGAAAUGUUUUGACAUUGAAAAAUUGGAGUAGCAUAUUUAAUUUGGCAUGUAAUUGUAUUUAGAACCAUGGUUUUAUUUUGUACAAAAAAUUAUAAUUUGGGAAUUGAAUUUAAUUUGUGUGUAUUUUUCUUGGGGAAAGGGCAUGACCAUGGAAACCCUAGAUAAUCAAGUCCAAAAUGAUGAAUUUACCAUCCACAGUAGUGGUUUUGGGUUUUCUUCCAUGAGUCUUUGUUUAACUUUUUAUUAGCCUUAGUAUUUGACCUGGCCAGAGUACCUUGAAGGUGAAGGCCCAUAGUAGGUGAGAGCUUCAGAAGCACACCCUUCCUUCUCAAACCCCAGAAGCUUAAAUUUCAAACGUCUGGUGCAUGCUAAGCAAGAAAAGCUAGUUUCAUAAACUCUCACACCAACCUUAUCCCAUAUUGAUCACCCCUGCAAUCCAUUGAAAUUUAUGUUAGAAAAGAUACCCAAAAACAUUGUUUUUCUAAUGGAGGAAUUCUUCUUCUAGCUCGCCAUGCAAGAGAUGAAAUUUUGAAGACUCCAUCAGAUCAGAUUCUGUGUGGUUUUUAGGCUUUUGGUUUCUUCAGUAUAUGUAUGUGGUCUUCUUGUAGUAUAGAAGAUUAUUAGCUAGUUGGAGAAGACAAGGAUAAGAGAAGAUGGAGGAAGAGAGGAAGGAGGAAACCUUGCCUCCAGGGUUUCGGUUUCACCCCACCGACGAAGAGCUUAUUACUUGUUACCUCAUAAACAAGAUAUCAGAUGCUACUUUUACAGGCCGGGCAAUUGCAGAUGUUGAUCUCAACAAAUGUGAGCCAUGGGAGCUUCCAGGGAAGGCGAAAAUGGGAGAAAAGGAGUGGUAUUUCUUCAGCCUCAGGGACCGGAAAUACCCAACUGGAGUAAGAACAAACCGAGCCACAAACACUGGUUAUUGGAAGACCACAGGGAAAGAUAAGGAGAUUUUCAACAGCGUGACCUCUGAGCUAGUUGGGAUGAAGAAGACCUUGGUGUUCUACAGAGGAAGAGCUCCUAGAGGCGAAAAAACCAAUUGGGUCAUGCACGAAUAUCGCAUCCAUUCAAAAUCCGCCUUCAGAACUAGCAAGGAUGAAUGGGUGGUUUGCCGUGUGUUUCAGAAGAGUGCAGCUGGAAAGAAGUACCCAUCAAACCAAUCAAGGGGGAUGAAUCCCUACAGCCUUGAUAUAGGUCCAAGCGUCAUGCCCCCACCAAUGCUGCAGGCAGAUUCUUCCCAGUUCCCCAUGGGAAGAAACUACGUAAGUAAUGCAGAACUGGCUGAGCUUACAAGGGUCUUAAGAGGAGGAUCAACUGGGGGUCUCAACCUACCAAUCCAGUCACAAUUGAACUACCCAUUAGGAGGAGGAUGCUUCACGAUAUCCGGGUUGAAUUUAAACCUUGGAGGGACAUCCACACAGCCAGUUCUGCGGCCAAAUUCUUUGCCUCAGCCCAUGCAGAUGAAUCAACAGGAUCAUAUGAUGACUUCCCCCAUGCUGACUAGUGGGUCUAUCCCUACUGAUCAGACUGGGUAUGGUGCAGAGGUUAACAAUGGAAAUGGACACAACAGUAGGUUUAUGAAUAUGGUCGACCAUUGUGUGGAUCUAGAUAACUACUGGCCUCCCUAUUAAGAGAGGAUUUGAUAAGAAAAUUUGGUGGACGCCUGUUUCGUCUUUUUGAAUAAUUGGUUAAGACGUUCAAGCUUAGAAAUUGAUGUUAUGACUUCUCAUAAAAUAUAGGUAAGUUUGUUAGCUAUUUUCAUCCU
Molecule: messenger RNA, 1848 nt
Organism: Vitis vinifera (wine grape)
Lineage: Eukaryota; Viridiplantae; Streptophyta; Magnoliopsida; Vitales; Vitaceae
Product: protein CUP-SHAPED COTYLEDON 2
Exons: 4
Coding region: 737-1714 (325 amino acids)
Biological process (GO): regulation of DNA-templated transcription
Molecular function (GO): DNA binding
Source: RefSeq, a predicted model, not a curated record